UAUUGAUCAUCAAGUUCAAGUGCCGGGCCGCUUGGAGCGCGUGGCCGAAAAGAAAUUCUCCGCUUCUCAAACUCUGUACAUACAUAAAAUAUGACAAGUGUAUUGCGAAGUUCGUUGAGACAUGCUCAGGGCAAAAAGUUUCCCGCGAAGUCUGAUCUCUUAUUCCGCCCUGAAGUGUAGCUCUGUAUCCUGUAAAUCUCGUACUUCAAGUCGGAAAAUCUUGAGAGGGGGGCUCCUGGGGGCUCUCUGUGGGUGCUACUCUGUGUGAAGUCCUUGUCCAGCUUCCCUCGACGACUUUGCAAUACAGUGUCGUGGUAUGCAUGACUCGAAAAAUAGGCAUUUUGUGGGCGCGACCUUGUGUCAAGUCCUCACCCGACCUCCCGGGAUGGAUACUGUAUGAAUGACUUGAUAAGUCUGUUCUUUCCCUACCAUGACCACUGACCAUUCGCCCAUCGAUGCCCCGUUCGGCUCUUGGUCAACAGACAGGAUUUUGAGCGACAUGCAACCGAAUCGAUCUGUUCACAGGGUUGGGCAUGGAUAUGUUUCCGUUUUUGAAGAGAGAUAUGUGUUCAAGGUGUUCCAUGACGAAGACCCAUCAGAGCCUCUUUUAAUCAGGCCAAAGGUUGGGCAUGAGCUGCGAAUGAUGCUCAUAGCCGGUUCGGAUUCUGUUCACCUUAUUGGCAGGCUAUUCGACAACACAAAACAGAAAUUGAUUGGGUUCAUUAUGCCAUACGAGCAGGCUCUUGCUCCAGGAGUCAAUAUCGGAGGCGAGCCCGGUGAGAGGGCGAAGUUUUCGAAGGAACAGAAGAGGGAGAUUAUAGAUAAACUCUGUCGCCUUAUCGAAAGGCUCCAGGCAAAACAAAUUAUCCACGGCGACGUCAAACCGUCUAAUCUCCUUCUUUGUUCUGAUGGACAAGUCCGACUUUGUGAUUGGGCACUGGCAUCUGUAAACGGGGAUAACUUCAUUGCAUACGCCGUGUCCGACCAUUACGCUUCUUGUCGACGAUGCUGCCUUCCGCAAGAACCUCUUGCUCUGGAGGAAGAUUUGUACGCCACGGGUGUCUCAAUCUGGGAGAUAUGGAUGGAGAAGGUACCGUUCGAGGACGUGGAGGAGGACAUAGUGGAUGAACUAGUUAUGGGAGGGAUCAGGCCAGAUUUACAAGCAGUGGAUGACCCCGAAAUCGCAGCCCUCAUUAAAUCAUAUCUCGAUGCAGGUCCUGCAUGUCUAAACAAACCGGGUCAGACCCGCACUGUGUGCACUCAAGUUGAUGUUACAUUCAACAACUGCCGUGCAACCCCGACCCACGUAGAGACACGCGUUGUUAAAUGUUACCAUUGCCAGGACCCAGAUGCUACACAGCAGUGUGCAGAACCAUUUCGGCUGCCAAAUGUACUGGUCGAGUCAUCUAGUCCCGUUUGUCCGAAAUGCAAUCCGAUAUAGGUCGGAUGGAGGAGGUGCUGAACUUCUGCGAAAGGUAUAUAACUUCCUUACUUGUACGUAUACAGCUAGUUAGAGCUGGUUUUCCCUGUAUCGCAACUAGCUUCACAAUGAAUUGGCCCGACACCUUGGCAGACGUUGCGUUGCAUUUUCACUUCACCAGCUCUUU
Lentinula edodes (shiitake mushroom) is the source of this 1607-nucleotide messenger RNA. Its product is annotated as kinase-like domain-containing protein. The transcript has a single exon. Gene Ontology annotation, molecular function: ATP binding; protein kinase activity. The coding region runs from base 431 to 1441 and encodes 336 amino acids. Lineage: Eukaryota; Fungi; Basidiomycota; Agaricomycetes; Agaricales; Omphalotaceae. The record is from RefSeq and is a predicted model, not a curated record. Gene Ontology annotation, biological process: protein phosphorylation.